AUGGAGGUGUUGUUUCACUCUGUUUAUCAAGAGGAGGAACCAUUGUUGUCCUCUGGUCAACAACAGUUGUGUAUCCCUCGUCAGCCAUUGAUAGGCUCUAGAGUUUCUCAACCCGUCCGAGGUUUGAUCUGUCUUCAGUUAAAUACUAAGUUUGUGAUUUGCAAUCCGGGUACGAAAAUGUUUCGGAAUUUACCGGAGAUCCAAGCGAAUGAAAGUAUGGGCCCGGAAGUAUACCGUCUAAGAAAUAUCAGGUUUGCACGGUGGGAUCCCGUGGAGAAACUUAGAGACGGAUCAAAUGCAAGCGUGAUCAUCAACCAUAUACUGAAGGACUAUUUAAAGGAGGGUGCCAUUAAAUUACCUAAGCAAAUUAACUUUACUCGUCGUGGUUGGGACGUGGUGAAUUACAAUGGGAAAAUUGCCGUAUCUAUUAUGGUUGACGAAGACACUGGACUUUUGAGAAUAUGGGCUCGAAAUGAAAUAGGAGUCUGGUUAAAAGAAGACAUUGUGGUUUCUCGUUGGAAAGAAACUACUGAAAAUAGGAGGUGGUUUCGUUUCAAAGGUACCAUUGGAACAAAAGAACUUGUUUUCGCACCAGACAGUUUUGUUGAUGAAGCACCCUCUGUGCUGUAUUACAAUACAGAAACGCAAAAACUCAGAAGGUUUAAGAUUGAACAGAUGUUUAAUGGUCCUCCACUGAUAGGUUCUGAUUAUGUUAGCACAUUCUUGGAUCAUGUUGAUAGUACUUGGCUUAUGUGA
This is a messenger RNA of Camelina sativa (false flax), 756 nucleotides long. Its product is annotated as putative F-box protein At1g70390. Lineage: Eukaryota; Viridiplantae; Streptophyta; Magnoliopsida; Brassicales; Brassicaceae. The record is from RefSeq and is a predicted model, not a curated record.